AUGUCUGGUGGUCCCUUCUCCUGCUUCUCCAAACAGGGAAUACUCCUUCUCCUACUCUCCAACCUCCACCAUGGUGUGGGUGUUUCUUCAUACCUGUCAUUCCACAAGACAGUAGGGGACUCCGUGGAGAUGCCUGCAGGCUUAGAGGGGCAAAAUGUCACUCUAAUUAAUUGGAGGUAUAGCGAAAAGGAUAUUGCAAAAUUCAACUCAGAAGGUUUAUAUUUCCAUGGAUCCCAGUUCAAGGGGAGACUAGAAAUGAAUGCCAAAGACUUCAGUUUAACAAUUAGGAAACUGACUCUGCAAGACUCAGGGGAAUAUCUAGUUAUUGCUGAAACAGACAAGCAGAUUCCCAGUAAGGCUGUCACUCUGCAGGUUCACGAGCCUAUAUCCAAGGUGGUGAUCCAGACAGACAUCACGCUAUUAGCCAACCACUCCUGUACGGUGCGGCUGGUGUGCAACGUGUCCUGCUACUCCAACCUUACAUACACCUGGGAGAAAGACAAUGAGGUGUACACGGACGCCCAGCAGAUUCACCUCUCUCUCUCUCCUGCAGAGAGAGACAUCAUUGUAACAUGCAAUGCCUCCAACCUAGUCAGCUGGAAAUCUGCCUUUGCAACAGUAAAGUGUAGUAAUGACACAACCACACCAGAAUAUUUGACAGGACUGGUGUGGUAUACCAUCUAUGUCGGAGUAUCAGUAGGAGGCGCUGUGGUGCUGAUCCUCACUGUAGCUGUGGCAGUGUUCUACUGCAGGGGCCGCCGUAACACAGACAGCACUGUCAACACAAUAUAUGCUGAUGUUAUGAUCAACACAAUCAUUAAAGAUACAAGAUCGAACAGUCAGGUAAACCCAAUGUCCAUCUAUGAGACUGUCAAUGAUCUGGCUAUCCCAAGAUUGAAUGAGCCGCAGACUCUGUAUGACAAGAUCGCAUUUGGACGCCCAGAGCCCCCCACCUCUCCCUACCAGAAAGUACUGUGAGCUGAACAGGAU
Molecule: messenger RNA, 990 nt
Organism: Coregonus clupeaformis (lake whitefish)
Lineage: Eukaryota; Metazoa; Chordata; Actinopteri; Salmoniformes; Salmonidae
Product: CD48 antigen-like
Exons: 7
Coding region: 1-978 (325 amino acids)
Source: RefSeq, a predicted model, not a curated record